CAUAACCGAGGUGCUGGUGUUUAUUUGUCAUAGUUAUGGGGGGGUUGGGGUGGUGGGGGGGUCUGCAGCACUUAAACCUCGACGAGACUGUAUCCAUGUCAGUGGAACAAGCCAUGCUGAUGUCAGAGAUUUUUCCUCUGCCCUCCACGGUGGGAGGAUCUCUGUGCGUUGAGUCACGCAGCUGUCAAAGAUAGCUGUCACCCAGUUUCAGGAUCAAACACACAGUCAAUGAGAAAAGGGCUUUGAGCCGAAGAGACGCAGAGAUCUCAGGUAACCCCCCUCAAGUCUGCAAAACAAGGACGACCCGAGAGAGGAAAAACAACUGAGAAGAGGAGAAAGCGAGGUUUUGUUUUGUUUUUUUUUCUUUUUUUUUUGAUGAAUAAGGAUUUUCGACUAUUCGGAUACACGCUGUGGAUAUCUGGAGAAAAGAGGAAAAACACUGCACUACAACACAACACGGUUUGAGCCGACCCCUGACGAGGAAAAGUGGGCAUUAUUGCGCGGAUAUGAAGACGAAAAAAGGCCUGAUGAUGUUGUCGGGGAGUGAGACGGACGACGAGGACAGUGUGGAUACCCCUCUGGAUCUGUCGUCCAGCACAGGGAGCAACGGGAAGAGAAAGCGCAGGGGGAAUCUGCCUAAAGAGUCCGUUCAGAUCCUCAGGGACUGGCUGUACGAGCACCGCUACAAUGCAUACCCCUCUGAGCAGGAGAAAGCCCUCCUCUCCAAGCAGACUCAGCUGUCCACACUGCAGGUGUGCAACUGGUUCAUUAACGCACGACGGCGACUCCUUCCGGAGAUGUUGAGGAAAGAUGGCAAAGACCCCAACCAGUUCACCAUAUCCCGGAAAGGAAGCAAAGCAGGGGACGGGUUUUCUGACAGUUCCCAGUCCCCAAAACACAGCAGUCCUGCAGCCGGUACAGAUGAGAGCUACGACAAACGCGUUCUCCACCCCUCCAGCUUCGAACCUGCCGUGCCCAGUGUCCUGAGGAAGGCCGUGUCCCCUUCCACACCCUCUCCGACCUCCACGUCCCCCUCUCCGGUGCUCCUGCCCACCCGCCCGUCUGUCAUCUGUCACACCACUGUCUCCACAGCGAUGCAGGCCAGCCCGACAGCCUCCAGCCCCUCUGUGCCUGGCGUGAACUCUGACAGGGCGGCCGAGCUGCUGCAGACGGUGCAGGCUCAGGCGCUGCUCCGGUGCCGGGAUGAAGGGCCGCUCCCCGCCAACACCGCCACCAUCCUCAGCAGCACCGGCAUGGAGGGCAACCUGAGCCCCCGCAGCGGGCUCUUCAACACCCCUCCCCCCACCCCUCCAGACCUCACACAAGACUUCAGUGGCUUUCAGCUCCUGGUGGACGUGGCUCUCAAACGGGCCGCGGAGAUGGAGCUGCAAGCCAAACAGCUGGUCUCUUAAAGGAGAGAUAGACAGAAGACGAGGAGGGAAUAGAGACUGACUUUGUGUCUCGACUAUGGAACUCCUCUGAGUUCAGUGACAUUUCUGCACGCAACAGAACAAAUCCACAUGAAAGCCUGAUCAUUUCUAUUUUUGGUAUACCAAUCAAAUUGAUGAGGAUGUUUUUUAUUGAAAAAAAAAAACUGUAUCGAGGUGCCUUGGCUGUAAGUUGUUUAUUCAUUUCAUAUACAUGCGUAUGUAUCUACAUGUGUAUCUUAUUUGCACAGGGACCAAAAAUGUUAUCAGAGAAAUGCUGCCUGUCUUAUGUCUUUCCAUUAUACUGUAUAUCAUUUUACAGAGCAAAGCAAGAACUAGAAUCGGCCGCUUUCACAAUGAGACCAAUAAAUGGGAUUGGUCUAACUCACACACAUAUAUAUUUACCGUUCUACAUUUCAGAGAUCAGUUCAUGAUUGGUCUGCCUCAUCUGUUUGCACACUAAGGCAGAGGAAGGUCAUCUCAGUGUCUUAAACAUACUUUGCUCUUGGCAUCUAUGACAAACUUAUUCACUACUGUAGAAAAUGUAAUGUGUUUCAUGAGUAUAGUUUUGAUUUUGUAAUUUACUUUUAGCUGUUUUAAAAGAUAAAAACCUCUAUACGUUUUUUUACUUUUACUUUUUUUUCUACCCACCAAGGGAUAUUUCAGAUGACCAAUGUAGCAGGUUCGUAGUCUGAGCCUUCAUCCCAUCACUCAGCGGAAAAAAAAAACAAUGGCCAGUGGACUGGAAAACUAAACACUACAGAUGUCUUUUCUGCAUUUGCUGUUUUUUUACAACCCGACAAAGACAGCAAUUUGAAAUCACCAAAAAGCAUUUUCAUGUAUAAUAGGACCAUGUGUAUAGUUAAUGUGACAUGAUGCCCAAUGAUGUGAUUUCGUUUCAUACUGUGCAAUGUUUGUGGCAAAUAGGGGUCACAUGGGAUUCAAAUAAAGUUUUGUUUUUCUACA
Messenger RNA from Sphaeramia orbicularis (orbiculate cardinalfish), 2393 nucleotides. It is a transcript of the gene tgif1, whose product is annotated as TGFB-induced factor homeobox 1. Gene Ontology annotation, biological process: regulation of DNA-templated transcription. NCBI's taxonomy places the organism in Eukaryota, Metazoa, Chordata, Actinopteri, Kurtiformes, Apogonidae. Gene Ontology annotation, molecular function: DNA binding. The coding region runs from base 507 to 1412 and encodes 301 amino acids. The record is from RefSeq and is a predicted model, not a curated record. The transcript is spliced from 3 exons.